This is a messenger RNA of Fusarium vanettenii 77-13-4, 447 nucleotides long. RefSeq lists its product as uncharacterized. Gene Ontology annotation, molecular function: nicotinamide-nucleotide adenylyltransferase activity; nicotinate-nucleotide adenylyltransferase activity. The annotation marks the transcript as partial. The record is from RefSeq and is a predicted model, not a curated record. Lineage: Eukaryota; Fungi; Ascomycota; Sordariomycetes; Hypocreales; Nectriaceae. The transcript is spliced from 2 exons. Gene Ontology annotation, biological process: NAD+ biosynthetic process.
AAACAGGGGUUAGCUCCCGGUCAUCAUCGUGUCGAGAUGUGCAGGCUCGCGGCAGAAGAUGAGUAUGAUUGGCUAACAGUCGAUCCCUGGGAGACUGAGAGUCCAACUACCAUCCCAACUGCCCAAGUCCUAGAUCAUGUUGACUACGAGAUCAACGAUGUCAUCGGGGGCAUCGAGUGCGACGAGGGAACCAAGAGAAGUGCCAAAAUCGUCCUCUUGGCCGGCCUCGAUCUAGUUCAGACCAUGUCCACGCCUGGCGUCUGGGAGAAGCGUGAUCUUGACCAUAUUCUCGAUAGAUACGGCCUUUUCGCCUUGGAGCGCCGGGGAACUGAGACCGAACCGGCUCUGGCAAGCCUUGAGCAGUGGAGACAAAACAUACACAUCAUUCACAAGCAUGUCACCGAAGAUAUUAGCAGCACCAAGACCCGCUUGCUAUUGAAGCAAGAC